GCGGCGGCGGAGUGACGGGCUCGGCGGCGGCGGCUGCCGCUCGGGCGGGCGGCGGCGGCGGGGCAGGAUGAGCCAGGAGGAGAUCCUGAGGAGGUUCAUUAAGCGCGUCCAGGCCAUGAAGGACACGGACCACAAUGGGGAGGACAACUUCGCCAGCGACUUCAUGAGGUUAAGAAGAUUAUCAACAAAGUACAGAACAGAAAAGAUCUAUCCAACAGCCACUGGAGAAAAAGAAGAAAAUGUUAAAAAGAAUAGAUAUAAGGACAUUUUACCAUUUGAUCACAGCCGGGUUAAACUAACUUUAAAGACUCCUCCACAAGAUUCAGACUACAUCAAUGCAAACUUUAUUAAGGGAGUACAUGGGCCAAAAGCAUAUGUUGCUACCCAGGGGCCAUUAGCAAACACAGUAAUAGACUUUUGGAGGAUGAUAUGGGAAUACAAUGUUGCUAUAAUUGUAAUGGCCUGUCGAGAGUUUGAAAUGGGAAGGAAAAAAUGUGAACGUUACUGGCCUUUGUAUGGAGAACCAGCUGUAACUUUUGGACCAUUUCGUGUUUCUUGUGAAGCUGAGCAAGCAAGAACGGACUACUUCAUUAGAACAUUAUUACUUGAAUUUCAGAAUGAGACUCGUAGCGUCUAUCAGUUUCAUUACGUUAACUGGCCUGACCAUGACGUCCCUUCGUCUUUUGAUUCUAUUCUGGACAUGAUCAGCUUGAUGCGAGAAUACCAGGAACAUGAAGAUGUGCCAAUUUGUAUACACUGCAGUGCGGGGUGUGGAAGAACAGGAGCCAUCUGUGCUAUAGAUUAUACAUGGAAUUUACUUAAAGCUGGGAAAAUACCUGAAGAAUUUAAUGUAUUUAAUUUAAUACAAGAAAUGAGGACACAAAGGCAUUCUGCAGUGCAGACAAAGGAGCAGUAUGAACUUGUUCAUCGAGCUAUAGCGCAACUAUUUGAAAAGCAACUGCAAAAAUAUGAAAGUAGUGCAGACUGGACAAUUGCAGAUGGAGUGGAUGAAAAUAAUGCAGAGAAUACUGUCAGUUCUUCAGAUGCUGAGAAACAGGACUCUCCACCACCAAAGCCUCCACGGACACGCAGUUGCCUUGUAGAAGGAGAUGCUAAAGAAGAAAUUUUGCAGCCUCCAGAGCCUCAGCCGGUACCACCAAUCUUAACGCCAUCUCCUCCUUCAGCCUAUCCAACAGUAACUACAGUGUGGCAGGACAAUGAUAGAUACCAUCCAAAGCCAGUUUUGCACAUGCUUUCAUCAGAGCAUUCAACAGACCUCAAUGAGAAUUAUAACAAAUCAACAGAACAUUCAGGGAAGAAUGAAGUUAAUGAACGUGCAGACAAAAGGCUGGAGCGCAACUUAAGUUUUGAAAUCAAGAAAGUACCUCUUCAGGAGGGACCAAGAAGCUUUGAUGGGAACUCACUCUUGUACAGGGGACAUGCCAUUAAAAUUAAGCCUGUUUCAUCCUGUGUAACUGAUAAGAGCUUUAAGCCACAGGAGCAGAUUUCAGGGGAUUCAUUUGUAGAUGCUUCUCAAAACUCAUGUAUGGAAUGCAGUAUGCCACAGUCUAACACAGCCUUAAUACCUUCACCAGAAAAUCUACAGAGUCAACAAGUUUCUGAUACUCCACCAAGACCAGAUCGUUUGCCUCUAAUAGAAAAGGGACAAGCCAUGUGGUCACUGCAUAGACCUGAAAAUGCAUUGCGUACAUCAGUGUCUGAAGACACAUCUUCAGACAUCUUAUGUCAUGGUGUUAAAUCAGUCUCUCUAGUAUCAAAUGCCACAGUUGAACUUCCUUGCAGUGAUAAAGUUGAUCAUUCUACUCUUGCUGUUCGAGCACCCCUCUGUUUCACUAAUCCUCUUCAUUCAGAUGAUUCUGACACAGAUGAGGUAAACUUUGACGGAGCCAUGACCAAAAGCCCAUCCAAUAUUUCAACCGCAAGUGCCACAGUUUCUGCUGCCACUAAUACUGAAAACAUUUCUGCCAGAAAAGUAUUGCCAAUGUCUAUUGCUAGGCAAGACUUACCAGCUGCAAUGUGUUCUGAAGAUGGCAAAGAUGCUGAUACUAGUGAAGAUUCCUCUCCCCCGCUCCCAGAAAGAACACCAGAAUCAUUUGUAUUAGCAACUGAACAGAACACACCCUUGCCGAAGCCAGUUACGAUUGCACAGUCUGAGUGGAGCAUACUACAUGAUCAGCAUCUCCCUGAGCGAACAGUCUCUGCAGGUUUGAAAACAGCUUCACCUGUACUAGCUGAUCAUCCUGAAGGAAGCAACAAAACACCAACUGAUGUUUUACCUCAAAUUUCUUUUUCUGGUUCCGCUGAUACAAGAGGUCAUAUUUCAGAAUUUCCUGCAGAAGUAACAGAUAUUGGUUUUGGUAACCGCUGUGGAAAGCCAAGAGGACCAAGAGAGCCACCUUCAGAAUGGACAUGAUCCAAGAACCAAUGGACAUACUGUCAAUAAACUAUACUGGAAAACUCAAAUGCCGCUGAGAAUUAGAAAAAUAGUGUUCCACUCCUUCAGGGGCAACUAACGCAGAGCAGUGUAGAUCUAACUGCAAAAUGGUACACUUCUACAGUACAUCCCACAUAAAACCUUAAACAUGGUUCACAACAGUGGAUUCCAGUAUUACAACUUAACUUUUUGCUGGGGCCAUCUACCUGCCUUAUUACACUUAGGAGAAAGUAUUACAUAUGAUUGAUUUUGUAACUUCAAGUAUUAUUGCCUUAAUGUCUUUUAACCCUGUUACACGCUGCUUGUAGACAUAUGUUAAUAUAGUAAUACUUUUGACAGAUUGUGUUUAUGGACUACUUUUUGCUAAUGUUUGAUUACCAUGUAUGCAUUAUUUUGUAUAUGUACAGGGCAAGUAAGUAUAUAAUUUGAUAAAGUUGCAAUCAUAAAAUAUUAACAGAAGAUGUAAGAAAUCUCUGCAUGGUCUAAAUUUUUGUGUACCUUAUUUGUAAAUUAUUUGCCCUGAAGUUUUAGAAAAUAGUUUCUGGGGUUUUUUACAAAAAUUGCUGGACACACACAGCCAGAAUUGCAGGUUAGCAGAGAUAAAGAUUGUAAUACAUUUUGUAAAUUGUAAGCAAAAGGUUAUUUUUAUAUUAUAUACUGUUUAAUUGUCAGACCUAAUUUGUUCUGGUUUUCAUCUAAUCAUGGAGAUUCAGUAAGUGCCUUGGAACAAUAUUGAAUUCUCUUAGCCUGUGUAUGUUACUUCAGUGUUUCGACUUCAUCUGGAAUUAGAUUAUCAAAAAUAUUUGUAUGUUUCUAGUAUAUUUGACCUGCCAGUAAAAGAGAAACCAUUCUGCAUAACCAACACUCCUCAGUUCUCAUCUUAAUGUUUCAUCAGUGGCAAUCUGUGGAAAAUUUAUCUCUAGUAACUUUCUGUAAUAAGUGUUUUACAAUUUUAAUAUGGUGCAUUUCUAAUUUGGGUAAACCAGGACACGUUGGUAAAAGGACUGUUUAAAUACCACUGUCUUCUCUCACACUGAUAAAUCUCUGUUGUUCAGCAAGUGUGUAUGUAAGAAAGCAAUUUAUAUGAAGGUUCACACAGAGCCCCUGCAGCUACACUGUACCUUGGCAAUUUAUUAUGCCAAGAGUUAAUCCUUAUAAGGAUUCUUCGCUUAAAAUUUUCUGUAAUAGAAUCUUUAAAUUAAAGAAACUCCAAAAUCUCUUUAUGGGUGUUUUUACUCUUAUGAAAAAAACGUAUUCAGAAGCAAACUAAAAUAGUGUGAAGGGUGGCAGUAAGUCUUAGUUUAUAGAUCUAGUACAAAAAAAUAUAUUGACUCUCUGGAAUUUAUUUUCAGUAACUACUUAAGAAAUUCUGGCUAGCAAUAAUGCCAGAAAAGUAAAGAUGAAUGUUUAGAGGAGAAAUAUUUAUUUCAAAUAGUGAAUUUACCCAUGUGUGGAACUACCUAUUAAUCUGAACUUUAGCCAGGGAAAGAUGAGGUGUUAUCGACUACAGGUAACGUUAGGGCUUGUCUGCUAAGGGAGACUUACACUCAGAUAUCUGCCUCGUUGAAACUCCCACGAGGUACACAGCCUGCAAUUACUGUCUUUGACUGUGGAGUAAUUGGCCUGCAUUUGACACAUACUACAAGCUGCCUAGCUGGAGAGCUCUCUGAAGGAACUGAACGCUCUACAAUACCUUAACUUGCCAUGGAUAUGGUUUUGCAAUUAUGCUUAAUAAAUUUCUCAGUGGUACGUGCAAGUUGGGCUAACAUCUAUCAUCUGGCUGCCUGCUUUGUAAGCAGUUCGGAUAGAUAGCUGUAAUGUCGUGCAGUUGGCAGAGCAGAGGGGGCCUGAACUUUGUUCCCCUGCGCGUGCGUUGAAGAAGGUUAGCUCUGACUGCCACCCUCCUAAGGACCUCUCGCAUUUUUGUAAUGCGUCACGUGCUGUCAGUGUCACUGGAACAGUCCAAAUUGUUAUAAAGCUAUAAAGAAAAUUUCCAAAUACAGUUUAGAUGUAUAAUUAAAGGGUCAUUUCCAUAUUUUUCUAGUAGAAAAGUGUACAGAUUGUAGAUACUCCAAUUUUCAUAUUUGCAUUUCACUUAGAGCAAUGGCUGACAAAAACGUGUCUGUGAUAUAGAAAGGCCAUCUGGAAAACAUAUAAUUACAGUACCUUCAGGUUUAUAUUUUUUUCUUAGAUUUGCCUGGAUUUUGUAUAGUAUUUCAGAUUGUUCACUGUAGAAAAUCUCAGGUUUUGUUUGUUUCAGCAGUAUGAAACUCAGAUUGUCCUGUAUUGACCUUUGUGUCCUUUGACCUGUUUAACAACUCACUGUUAUCUGCUUAUAUUCAUCCAAGUGACAUAGUUUCACCUAUUUUUUUCAUUUCAGGUAAACUGACAGAUUUAAGUGUAAAGCAUAAGCUGCACUAUGUCAUUACUUUCUAGAUUCACAUUUGUGGUUGGUACAGAGUUGUAUGCAUGGCUGGGGGCUGUAUGCUGGGUGAUUCCCCAUCAUAACUGUAGAGUGUUACCCAGUCUAUCAGCUGCUGCUUCAAAAAAGUGAACAUUUCUUUGCUGUGGUUUAACUGAAAUUGAAUCAGAGGGGUUUAGAAUAUUCUAUUGCAGUUUGCAAAUUAACAGUGAAUACAGAUCUAGACCAAGUAAUCUUUUUAAUAUGUAUUGAAAUCCAUGGUAGAAUAUUCUUUCAUUCGUUCAGCUGCAGUCUUUUGUGCUCUUUUCCCCCAAAGCAGUCUUCAACUUCGCUCUCAAAACUGCAGCUUUGAUCAGAUGCACAGCUGAUCACCGUAGCUCAAAAACCAGUCACACUGUUCAGCCAAGCUAUUUUUAUUGAUAACCACUGCACUGGCUUGUAUGUUCAUUGGGUAUUAUACUUAUUAAAUGGUCUAACUGUGCUAAUAUUGAACAAAACAGUCACUGAAUGUCACAUGAAGAGAAAAAUUAAAGUUCUCUAUGAUUUGGAAAUGUAAAUACCCUUGAGUCAUGGAAGGAAGCUGGCCACUGCUAACUUCAUUGGCUAUUUCUAGUUAGUGGCAUUUUUAGGUUUUGUUGUACUGAUUUGGCGAGUUGUUUCCUACUUCUUAGUGACUCAGUAGAACAUUACUUCUUAUUUGUCUAUUAGUGAAGUCUGUAGUAUUUUCAUGCAAAUUUCUUUAAAGAAGUUUCUAACUUUGUUCUGUGCAGUUGCUAUGAGAAAUCUGGAAAGAUUGCUUCUGGGGUUUCUUGUAUAUUGAAGUCCUGGAUUUGUUUGGAAACAAAUCACUAAAAGAGUGAAUGCAGAUAAACAGCAAUUUAGACAGCAUAGUGGCUGGGCAGUACGCGAACUCCCGGCUGCUGGAGUACUUGCAUUUAGCUCUGGAUGAUACUGUCUUUAAGCUGAGUGUUCUGACACUUGAACACUUGUGUAUUUGCAUGUGAGCAUUAAACUACGUGUUGGAAGUUGUAAUUCCCACUGUGCCACACAGCAUUUGUAUGAAGUGGUGACGUAUGCUUUAAUAUAUAGUAACUAAAAAUUUCAUGUUUUUCAAGUAAUAUUACCAUUGCUGUGGAAAUAGUUUAUAUCAAGGUCACUUAAUGCAAUGUAUCUCAUUUAUUUCAUGUGCUUCUCACAUAUUUGAUAAUAUUGUACUGUUAGCAACAGAUGGCUGUUCCUGUAUUAUUUGGGGAAGAUGGAAGGAGAGUUGUCCAGUAUUUAAAGCCACUUUCUUUAGAGCCUAGAGUGGGCUUUGGGCUGCAGAGAAAGAGCUAGGCAGUGCCUGUACCUUGGCGCGUCUGCUGUUCCCUGUGCCUGAAGAUCGAGUUAAGAUGGCUGCACGAGUGGGAGAAGAUUGGGAGAGAUCCGUUGCGAUUCUGUGGCCCAUGGCAGGCAAGCCACCUCAAACCCAGUCGUAGCCAUUCAUAAUUUAUUCAGCUCCUGAUUAAUGUAUCUACUUUAUGCAAGAUAGUUGGGCAAUUCUGACACUUGGUCAGAGCAAUUAUGAUUGUUAAAGCAGAGAAAUAACCUGGUAAAAGUAAAGAUCAUAACACUGGAGUCCAGGAGAAAACAGUAUAAAAGAUGCUUUAUUAUUAUUUGCAAUCUGAAAACAUUAAUUCUUUGUACUGCUAAAUCACAGAAGAAACAGGAGCUGAACCUUAGACCUUCUGGCUGGAAGAAGAAGGGGAUGGAUUGUCAGCAUCCACGGUGUACAGCAAACAAGACUACUCCUCCCAGUCUGAUUUGGCAGUUUAGCUGGGUUAAGAAAAGCUUACGAGCACUGGGAAGGAUAUAAGGUAUAAUGACCCAGGCAUAAAGGCUUUUUGUUAUGUUGAUUUGUACUUGCAGAGGAGGAAUAAAUGAAUAAAAAGAACUUUGAAAACCCUA
Rhea pennata is the source of this 6824-nucleotide messenger RNA. It is a transcript of the gene PTPN12, whose product is annotated as protein tyrosine phosphatase non-receptor type 12. Gene Ontology annotation, biological process: peptidyl-tyrosine dephosphorylation; cellular response to epidermal growth factor stimulus; regulation of epidermal growth factor receptor signaling pathway. Gene Ontology annotation, cellular component: nucleus; cytoplasm. Lineage: Eukaryota; Metazoa; Chordata; Aves; Rheiformes; Rheidae. The record is from RefSeq and is a predicted model, not a curated record. Gene Ontology annotation, molecular function: non-membrane spanning protein tyrosine phosphatase activity. The coding region runs from base 68 to 2434 and encodes 788 amino acids. The transcript has 18 exons.